AUGUCUUUCAAUACCUUUAUCCAACAUAUUAAAUCGGAAAAAUACCGUCAACUUGGAUUUUGGAAAUCCAGUGAAAACGGUACCCCAUUAAAUCCUCUUCAUUGGUUCCAGUUUGCCGACGACGCGGCUGUUGUUAGCGGCCAAGAAAAAGAAAACCAAAUGCUCCUUAAUCGCUUUACAAUCUGGUGUCAGUGGGCUCAAAUGAUAAUACGUGUAGACAAAUGUUCAACAUUUGGCAUUAGGAAACAAGUAACCAAAUCCAUUCAAUAUCUCCCAAAACUAUUUAUAAAUAACUGUCUUGUACCACGUGUUGAACUUGGUAAAUCGUUUCGCUACUUAGGUCGCUAUUUUGAUUUCAACAUGUCGGACGAAGAUCACAAAUCUGAAGUAUAUGACACACUUACUAAUAUCCUGAAUGAAAUUGAUGAUCUACCAUUACAUCCGAAAAACAAAAUUCUCUUAUACAGUCGUUAUGUGCUUUCCAAAAUCUCUUGGCACUUCACUGUUUCUGACAUAGGCAAAACCUGGGUUAACGAUAAACUAGAUAGUGUCGCGUCCACGUAUAUCCGAAAAUGGCUUGAACUUCCUAUUUCUGCAACCCUUAGUAACGUCCUACUUCCCCACAAUAAAUUUGGAUUAAAUAUCAUUCUACCUUCAACCAAAUUCCUUCAAUGCCAAACUGUUUCUCGGAAAGCCCUAAAGUCGUCGCCAAAUGAAGCAAUCAAUAACCUUUGGAAGGAUACUAGCAAUCACAAAAAUGUACAAUAUGACAAAUACAAAAACACCAAGGACGUAUUAAACACCAUCAGGAAACAACAUGAAGACAAGCUUCAACACCACCUCAUUUCACAAGGCUCAUUUUUCUCCAAUAUCAUUAAACAUUCUACACUCUCAUUCAACUCUAUAUGGUCCUCCGUUCAGAGUAAACUUCCCAAGAAUAUAUUUAACUUCACUAUCCGGUAUAUAAAUAACACUCUUCCGACUCGCAAAAACCUUCUGAAAUGGGGAAUAUCACCAACAUCCGAAUGUUCGUUUUGUUUGAAUCCAGAAUCACUUCUUCACGUCGUCGCUGGAUGCAAGACCUACCUAAAUGAAGGACGUUUCACGUGGCGUCAUGAUUCGGUGCUUAACUUCAUAGCAUCCAUACUUAAAUCUGUGAACCAUUGUAACCUUUAUGCUGACCUUCCUGGCUAUAUCAGUCCAUCUGUUAUCACCGGAGAUGAAUUGCGCCCUGAUCUUUUGAUAACACUUGAAAACAAAUGUAUUUAUAUACUUGAACUUACCGUCGGAUUUGAAUCUAAUCUCCUCACUAAUGCAACUCGAAAAAGACAAAAAUAUCAAGAUCUAAUUAACGAACAGCUCAAAAAUUAUGAAAAAGUGAAAUUUGUAAAUUUAUCGAUUAGCUCAUUAGGAGUUUUCAGCCACCCGUCGCUAGAUUUCACCGAAAUGCUGAAAGAUCUAAAGUUUGAUGAACAAUGUAGAAAGUACUAUGUUCGGAAAAUUAUAAAUAUAUGUAUCAGGUCCUCGUAUUAUAUAUUCUGUAAGCGUAACAAAGAAUGGGAUAACCCACAACUAAUGUCAUACUAA
Molecule: messenger RNA, 1587 nt
Organism: Paramuricea clavata
Lineage: Eukaryota; Metazoa; Cnidaria; Anthozoa; Malacalcyonacea; Plexauridae
Source: the annotation of a GenBank genome assembly